Owenia fusiformis is the source of this 2201-nucleotide messenger RNA. Lineage: Eukaryota; Metazoa; Annelida; Polychaeta; Sabellida; Oweniidae. The record is from the annotation of a GenBank genome assembly.
AUGUUAGACGCUCUCACUGAUUCUCUUAAUGGGUUUCGUCUUGGGGAACCUCAAGCUCAACGUGAAAAAGUUGGAGAAUCUUCCAGUCAAGAAGUCAGUGGUCUUGAUGAGAUGAUGAACCAGUUCAGCAUGUGUUCAGUAGACACACCUGAACAUACUGUUGUGUCAACUAACCCACCUAUUGUUCCCAUGACCCUACCUGUUGUGAUACCUACUCCACCUGUGACACCGACUCCACCUGUUGAGCCACCAAUUCCACCUGUUGUGCCUGUAGUGAUAACACUAAGUGACUCAGAGUCUGAUACAGAUGAAGAGAAUGCAAUCCCCAAGUCACCAAUUCCCCUCAUUGUCAUAAGUGACUCUGAGUCAGAAUCGGAUGAUGACCAACAAGAGGCUGUUAAAGAUGACAGUGGACUUAUAUAUAAAAAGCUUGUAAAAGAAAUAUUUGGGUCUGAGGUUGAAAGUUCAGAUGAUGACUCUGAUUCAGAUGAUGAAUCUUCAGAUGAUGAUUCAGAAGAUGAAUUCUUCGAUGCUAGACAAGACUGUGAUGACGACGAUGAUGAUUUUGAAAUGACCAAUAAUAUUGUAGAAAUGAUCCAGACAAUUCGGAGAAAAGUUGACAUAGAGCAGGAUGGUGGAUAUGUUGCUGAUGAUGAUGAGGAUAACAAUGUUGUAAUGAGAUCUCAGAGUCCAGAGAUUAUCACAAGACCUGGCAAAUUUGAGCUGAGAAAUGAAGACAGUUGUGACAGUACUGCAACAGUUGGCUACAACGUUAACAUGGACUGGGAAACAGGAGUACAACCUAAUCCUACACCAUCAACAAGCCAACAGCCAAAGCCAUCUGAGACACAUAAAUUCCCAGUGGUGAAAUUUGAACAAAGCAGCUUCCGCAUUGAAAAAUAUGAGCCACCUGUCUGCUCAAUGUCUGCUGAAUCUCUUGAAAGUUAUGAAUCAAUGAUGAUUGAUGAGCCAUACUAUACUAGAAAUGAAUACCAUGAUAUAAGUGAUAAUGAUAUUGACUCUUUCAAGAUAGCUUCCCAUAAAGCCCUUGGAAAUAUGGCAGCCAUGGACAGAGGUGACUUUGAGAACUUGAAAACCCAAAACAUUUUACUGGAAAAUAUACAGUCUAGGCCGACAACUCUAUUUGAACACCCAGAGGCUUCCAAAGAAUUAAGUGCCACAAUUCCAAGUCCAUUCUAUGGAAAUCUGCCUAUCAAUCCAAUUGGAAACAUUGACUUCAAAGAGUUUAACACUAUGGGAACAACUACAAGUCAAUUGUCUGAAAUUGUGCCUAGCUCCAGUCUGAUUGGGAAUACUGAUGAUAUCAAAGAUUUCACUGGUCCAAAGCAACUGGCUAGAGACAACCCUGUUGAUGACUCCAAUAAAUCAAAUAAUUCAGCUUUGAUUACGGUGGUAAAUAAAAACAUCAAGGAAGAAAACAGUGAAAUGCCAAAUCCUUCAAGUGCAGUUAAACAACCAAACCCUGAGACACUGCUGGAAACUCCCAGGACCUUGAAAAAAGCAAGUCCUACAAUUGUGCCAAAAGAUCCAAGACUAAGCUUAAUUCAUAAAGUCUGUCAAAAACAGACAUGCGUUCCAAUUACAAUAGCCAGCAAGGGACACAAACGUGCUCUCGAUGAUGAUUGUGAGGAAUAUAUCAUUGAACCAAGCGUGAAGAAGUUGCGCAGUAAUUCAUGGAGCCAACAUAGCUCAAAAUCCUUCUAUGAGUUUUGUCACCAAUGGAUGUCCAUUUCUCAGCCUAAAGAUGUCACAACUGCAUCACAACCAGGCUGCAAGCGUAAGUACAUGUUGACUGUGCAUGAAGUAGCUGAUGGGGCAUCUCCAUCAAAAAGAUCCAGGCACUAAAUAGACUCAUUAAUGACAAUCACGAUGAUGAACAGCACUAUGGAUAGGAGCUCUUACAUCUAAAUGCUAGAAGUUGUAAUACUCUCGUCAUUUAGAUGGUGACAGUCUCUGUACACCAUUCCAACAUGCAGUCAGUCUAAAUCUAGUUGGGAUACUCUUCAACAAGCAGUUGAUGGUUCAAUGGUAAUGCAACACCAUUUUCAAUACACAUAUUUAUAGCAAUAAUGUGCAGUCAUGUUAACUGUCAUGUUUACAGCACUAUUGUGCCAUACAGUCAUGUUUACAGCACUUUUGUGCAAUAUGGUCAUGUUUACAGUACUAUUGUACCAUACAGU